Messenger RNA from Oryza sativa Japonica Group (Japanese rice), 648 nucleotides. Lineage: Eukaryota; Viridiplantae; Streptophyta; Magnoliopsida; Poales; Poaceae. The record is from RefSeq and is a predicted model, not a curated record.
AUGACAGGCGGGUACUACACUCCCCCAACUCCUCGUCCUCCUCCCGAGAACACGCUCGACGUCUUCAUGGAUGGCGACGCCGUUGCGAUCCGCGCCACCGUCACGUCGUCGCAUUACCUCGCCGCCCAGUUCGUCAACAAGAUAGCCCGCGAGCAUCACGAGGGGGGGAGGGGGAGGCUCAUAGUCGGUAUCGACAUGGAGUGGCGCGAGGACAAUGAGCCUGACAUUGUUUAUCAUCUCAGUCUCCUAUUGGUCAGAACAAUUUCAAAUAUGGCUAGCGAGUGGCGCGAGGACCAUGAGCCCGACGACAAAAAAUGUUACAAGGUUGUUGUGCUCCAGCUCUGUGUCAACCGUCGGUGCCUUGUCUUCCAACUCUACCAAGCUAGCAACGAGGUUCCACGCGAGCUCGCGGAGUUCCUCGCCGACGCAGGUGUCCGUUUCGUCGGCGUUGGGGUCGACGGCGGUGUGCGGCGACUAGCCAAUGAGUGCAACCUGAGGGUUGCCUGCGCGGUGGAUCUGAGAGACGCUGCGGCGGCCGUGCUCGGCCGGCCAGAGCUUGCGAGGGUGGGGGCUGAAGAGCCUGGCGCUCAUAGUGAUGGGCACCCGCAUGGAGAAGGCGAAAGACAUAACGAUGAGCAGAUGGGGUGA